Messenger RNA from Salvia miltiorrhiza (redroot sage), 883 nucleotides. Its product is annotated as heat stress transcription factor B-2a-like. Gene Ontology annotation, biological process: regulation of transcription by RNA polymerase II. Lineage: Eukaryota; Viridiplantae; Streptophyta; Magnoliopsida; Lamiales; Lamiaceae. The transcript is spliced from 2 exons. Gene Ontology annotation, molecular function: RNA polymerase II cis-regulatory region sequence-specific DNA binding; DNA-binding transcription factor activity. The record is from RefSeq and is a predicted model, not a curated record. Gene Ontology annotation, cellular component: nucleus. Bases 46 to 609 code for a protein of 187 amino acids.
UGGAUUUGACGAGUUUGGGUGGCUUACAAAAUACAAAGGGGAAGCAUGGGUGCAGGUGGGCGGGUCGGGUCAAAGCCCCACAAAAUGAAGUGCCCCGCCCCAUUUCUAUCCAAGACUUACGACCUCCUCGACGCCGCCGUGGAGAGGGUGGUUUCUUGGAACUCCGACGGGAAUGGAUUUGUGGUUUGGUCGCCGGCGGAGUUCUCCAAACUCAUGCUGCCUAAAUAUUUCAAACACAACAAUUUCUCCAGCUUCGUUCGCCAGCUUAAUACCUAUGGCUUCAAGAAAACAGAAUCGAAACGGUGGGAAUUCAAGCAUGAAAAAUUCUUGAAAGGUUCGAAGCAUCUGCUGGUGGAGAUCAGCCGCAAGAAGGUGGAGCCGAGCGCGUUCCCGCAGUUUCUAGAAGCUUCCAGAGGCCGUUGUGAAGAUGGGAAGAUGGCAAGAAUGAUCAUGGAAGAGAAUCAAAACCUCAGAAGAGAGAGAGUGCAACUCAAAAUGCAGAUUUCUCAUUUCAAGGCUGUGGAGAUGAGGCUGCUCGAAUGCCUUUCACACUACAUUACACACCAAAAUAAUAUGGAAGGACCUACAAUCCAAAACUUUUCAUCAUAAAUAAAAAUUCCCACAAAAUAAUAUAUAAGGUUAAUAAUAUGAAAAAAAUUCCUUUUGACAAAGUUAUAUGUGGGAGUUUAAUAUUCCAGUCGAGUCACGCUACUUCAUCAGUUAUUUCAAUAUGAUUGUACGCGUAAUAUGUACUAUAUUUUAAUAUGCUAUUUUAUAUAAGUGCAUAUAUGUAAAUUAGUGAUACCGUAUGGGAUGAAAUGCAUGCCUUUUCAGGUACUGAAUUUUGUAUGAACAUUAUAUGUAUCUAUUAUAUUGACUUUAA